CGAAGUCGACCAAGAACAGCGAUGCCCGUUGCUCAGACGUUCCGCGCGUACCAGUAUGAUCACUACGGUCCACAGGAGCAGGAGCUUAAGCUCCGUCUGUCUGUGAAGCAGUCAGAGCUCGGGUCCAACCAAGUGCGUAUCAAAGUGACCAGCGCGGCCAUUAAUCCCAUCGACUACAUCUUGUUGGAACAGGCCGGCGAGGCCUUCACGGGCAAAGUGCCGACGCCUGAGAAGCCGUUCGGCAUCGGGUUCGACGCGGCCGGCACCGUCGUGGAAGUCGGGAGCGAGGCUAAGCGACUCAAAGUGGGCGACCAGGUGUACGCCAUGACGCCGUUUGACGCAUGUGGCACUGUGGCCGACUACGCGGUCUUCAACGAGGAUCUAGUGGCUCUAAAGCCCAAGAACUUAACGUUUGAUCAGGCUGCUAGCAUCCCUUUGAUCGGACUCACCAGCUAUCAAGCUCUCGUGGAGCAUGCGAAGCUCCAAAAGGGCGAAAACGUGCUCAUUCUCGGCGGUAGCAGCGCCGUCGGGAUGUUCGCUAUCCAAUUAGCGCACGCCAUUGGUGCUCGUGUGGUCACAACCACGAGUGCCAAGAACACCGACUUUGCUAAGGGUCUUGGCGCGGACCGCGUCAUCAAUUACCAUACGCACAAGUGGGUACAGGAACUCGAUCCACACUCGGUGGAUGUGAUCUACGACUGCGGCAUGGAAGCGGACGCGUGGAAUUCAGACGCGCAGUUGACUCUAAAGCAGAAUACUGGACGCUUUGUGUCGCUUCUACCGAUUACGGAGCCUGUGAAGUCUGCACAGUUUGGCGCGAAGAACUUGGGUAACAUACUGGUGUACCCGACUGCGAAGGGUCUGGAAGAGAUCGCGACGUACCUGGAAAAAGGCACCAUCGUCCCCGUUAUUGACACCGUAUACGAGUUUGAAAAACUUCACACGGCCUUGACGAAGCUCAAGGGAAGACACUCGCGUGGUAAACUGGUGAUCAAGGUGAAUCCCGAAAGUCAGUGA
This is a messenger RNA of Phytophthora infestans T30-4, 1017 nucleotides long. RefSeq names its product alcohol dehydrogenase, putative. The record is from RefSeq and is a predicted model, not a curated record. The coding region runs from base 22 to 1017 and encodes 331 amino acids. Gene Ontology annotation, molecular function: oxidoreductase activity. NCBI's taxonomy places the organism in Eukaryota, Oomycota, Peronosporomycetes, Peronosporales, Peronosporaceae. The transcript has a single exon.